UAAACAACGACGAGCACAGUCAGACGCUAAGCGACUCAGUCCUUUAAUAAUAAUCACAAUAAAACACAUCUACCGCCGGUUACCUCUGUCCUAUCCUAAUGAAGGACUUUCGCCCUGACUGACUUUGGGAGAUGGGGAUACUCAACAUAACAGACCAGCCUCCACUGGUCCAGGCCAUAUUUAACCGAAAUGCAGAAGAAGUUCAAUUGUUGUUGCACAAAAAGGAAGAAGUCAAUGCACUGGACCAUGAACGCCGUACGCCUCUGCACGCCGCUGCUUGUCUGGGCGACGUUCACAUAAUGGACCUCCUCAUCAAUUCAGGUGCUAGUGUUAAUGCAAAGGACCAUGUGUGGCUGACACCUCUGCACCGGGCAGCUGCCUCCCGCAAUGAAAGGGCUGUGGGGCUGCUGUUGCGGCAGGGUGCGGAGGUGAACGCUCGGGACAAGUACUGGCAGACGGCGCUGCACGUGGCAGCCGCCAACCGCGCCACCAGGUGCGCCGAGGCCCUGCUACCCCAGCUGAGCAGCCUGAACGUGGCGGACCGCAUGGGCCGGACAGCGCUGCACCAUGCCGCCCACAGCGGCUACCUGGAGAUGGUGAAGUUGCUGCUGAACAAAGGGGCCAAUCUGAGUGCCAGCGAUAAGAAAGAGAGGCAGCCCAUCCACUGGGCAGCCUAUCUGGGGCAUUUGGAGGUGGUGAAGCUCCUGGUGUCACGGAGUGCGGACACAGCCUGCAAGGACAAGCGGGGCUACACGCCCCUCCAUGCCGCCGCUGCCAGCGGCCAGAUAGACGUGGUCAAGUACCUCCUCCGACUGGGGGCUGAGAUUGAUGAGCCCAACGCCUUUGGGAACACGGCGCUGCACGUGGCCUGUUACACCGGCCAGGAGGCGGUGGCCAACGAGCUGGUGAACCGCGGCGCCAACGUCAACCAGCCCAACCUGCGCGGAUACACCCCGCUGCACCUGGCAGCCGUGUCCACCAACGGGGCGCUCUGCCUGGAGCUGCUGGUCAACAACGGGGCCGACGUCAACAUGCAGAGCAAAGACGGGAAGAGCCCCCUGCACAUGGCUGCCAUUCACGGACGCUUCACUCGCUCCCAGAUCCUCAUCCAAAAUGGUGGGGAGAUCGACUGUGUGGAUAAAUAUGGCAAUACUCCUCUUCACGUUGCUGCUAAGUAUGGCCAUGAGCUGCUCAUCAGCACCCUGAUGACCAAUGGCGCUGACACGGCCAGGCAGGGGAUCCAUGGCAUGUUCCCCCUGCACCUGGCAGUGCUCUACGGGUUCUCAGACUGUUGUCGCAAGUUACUCUCCUCAGGUCAGCUGUACAGCAUUGUGUCGUCUCUGAGCAAUGAGCACGUGCUCUCAGCUGGGUUUGACAUAAACACCCCGGACAACCAGGGGAGGACCUGUCUACACGCUGCUGCUUCGGGAGGAAACGUUGAAUGUCUUAACCUGCUUUUGAGCAGUGGCGCCGACCUGAGUAAGAAGGACAAAUUGGGAAGGACCCCCUUGCACUAUGCGGCAGCCAAUGGGGGCUACCAGUGCAGCGUGGCCUUGGUGCGCGCCGGGGCUGAGGUGAAUGAGCCCGACGGCAAAGGCUGCUCCCCGCUGCACUACGCUGCUGCCUCCCAAGCCUUCCGCCGGGUGGACCGACAUUACUCUGGGAGCCAGCCAACUGAGGAGGAGAAGGCAAAGGAGGCCUUUCUCUGCCUGGAGCAUUUGCUGGACAAUGGGGCGGACCCAGCUGUGCGCAACGCCAGUGGCUACACUGCAGUUCACUAUGCAGCCGCGCAUGGCAACAAGCAGAACCUGGAACUGCUCCUGGAAAUGUCUUUCAACUGCCUGGGAGACGUGGAGAGCAGCGCCCCCGUCAGCCCGCUACACUUAGCUGCCUACAACGGCCACUGUGAGGCGCUGCGCGUGCUGGCAGAGACCCUGGUGAACCUGGAUGUGCGCGACUCUGGCGGACGCACCGCGCUGUACGUGGCCACACAGAGGGGACACGGCGCCUGCGUGGAGGUGCUGCUCGCCCACGGCGCCUCCCGCCUGCUGAAGGAGCGCCGCCGCAAGUGGAGCCCCGCCCAUGUAGCAGCUGCUCACGGCCACAUAGACUGUCUGCAGGCACUGAUGGACAACGGGGAGCGGGACGACCUCCCUGAUGUCAUCGAUGCCAUGGGACAAACCCCACUGAUGUUGGCCGUCUUGGGUAGCCACACGAGCUGCGUGAGCCUCCUGCUGGAGCGGGACGCCACACCGGACGCGGGCGACAAGUGGGGCAGGACAGCCCUUCAUCGGGCGGCGGUGGUGGGCUGUGAGGACUGUGUGCUGGCCCUACUGGAGCACGAAGCCUAUGUGCUGUGCCGGGACGUCCGGGGCCGUACCCCCCUGCACCUGGCAGCCUCCUGCGGCCACACGGAGCUCCUGAGCUGCCUGCUGCAGGCUGCCGCCCGCACUGACCCCCUGGACCCUCUGCUGGACUACAGCGGGUACAGCCCCCUGCACUGGGCUGCCUACCAUGGGCAUGAAGACUGUUUGGAAGUUUUACUUGAACACAAACCAUUUAGUAUCCAGGAAGGCAACCCUUUCACCCCACUGCACUGCGCUCUCAUCCGUGGUCACGAUGGCGUUGCUGAGCUCCUAGUCGAGACCUUGGGCUCCCAGCUGGUCAACAUCCGCGAUGCCAAAGGAAGAUCCCCGCUGCAUGCCGCUGCCUUUGCGGAGAGCCUGCCAGGGCUGCAGCUGGUGCUGCGCCGAGGCGCCGAGGUCGACGCCGUGGACCACGCCGGGCGCUCCGCCCUCAUGGUGGCUGCCGACCGAGGCCAGACUGCAGCUGUGGAGUUUCUGUUGCACCGCGCCAAGGUUGACCUCUCCCUGCUGGACAUGAACAAGAAUACAGCCCUUCACCUGGCCUGCAGCAAGGGUCAUGAGACGUGUGCCCUGCUGAUCCUGGGCGAGAUCCACAAUCCGUCUCUCAUCAAUGCGACGAACAGCGCGCUGCAGAUGCCCCUGCACAUUGCUGCGCGGAAUGGGCUCGCCGCUGUGGUGCAGGCGCUGCUCAGCCGCGGGGCCACGGUGCUGGCAGUGGACGGGGAGGGCCACACCCCAGCCUUGGCCUGUGCCCCCAACAAGGACGUGGCUGACUGCCUGGCCCUGAUCCUGUCCACCAUGAAGCCUUUUCCUCCCAAAGAGCCCGCCGGCGCCACCAUCAGCUUCAACCUGCUGAAGCACUGCGGCAUCACUGCAGCCUGCAGUCCCAUGCCCAACGGCAACCUGCGCCACGGCAACCUUCGCCACGGUUACGCCAAGGAGCGUCACGGUGCCGUCGGGGUGGACGGCUGCUUCUCCGAGUGAAGCCCUCUGCCCGCUGCCCUGUGCCCGCCGCAUCCACCCUCCCGACCCCCGUCUGAAACC
This is a messenger RNA of Paramormyrops kingsleyae, 3410 nucleotides long. It is a transcript of the gene ankrd52a, whose product is annotated as ankyrin repeat domain 52a. The record is from RefSeq and is a predicted model, not a curated record. Lineage: Eukaryota; Metazoa; Chordata; Actinopteri; Osteoglossiformes; Mormyridae. Gene Ontology annotation, molecular function: protein binding.